Molecule: messenger RNA, 2523 nt
Organism: Pneumocystis murina B123
Lineage: Eukaryota; Fungi; Ascomycota; Pneumocystomycetes; Pneumocystales; Pneumocystaceae
Exons: 12
Coding region: 1-2523 (840 amino acids)
Molecular function (GO): ATP binding; ATP hydrolysis activity
Source: RefSeq, a predicted model, not a curated record
AUGGACUUAGAUGAUAGAAUAUCUAUUCAAAAUAAAGAAAAUAUAACCUAUAAAAAUUAUGAAAAACUAUAUGAUGAUAUAUGUAAUUCUCAAAAGGAUAUUUUAGAUAAAAACAAUGAAGAAUCAUCAAUGAAUAUGAAAAAAAUUGAUUUAGAUCGAUUAAAAGUGGCUAAUCCUUUAUUAUUGGAUGGAUUUAAACUUGAAUUUAUAACACAGAAUGCUUCUAGAGAAGAAGCAAUGCAUAAUUUGGAUAUAGUAUCUGAUGAGAUGGAAAAUAAAAAUAUAUCGUUUAAUAAAAUGAUACUUGAAGAAGAUACAGGUUUAAAUGAGAAUGCACUUUUUCAAAAGGAUAUAUUUACUUUAAAACUGGAUAAUCAAUAUAACAACUCUUUUAAAUAUGAAAGAUCAAUCAAUAAUAAGUGUAUUUUUGCUUGUACAUCAUAUGGAAAAGUUAUACGUUUUAAUAAAAAAUAUAAAAAACUAAAAAAAUCAAAUUUUAUAAAUAACAAUGACUAUUAUGGGAUACCAAUACAUAAAUUAGCUAAUUUUUCUAAGAAUUCGGAAGAAAUAUUUGAUUAUAAUGAUUACAAUUUCACAUCACCAAUAGAAUCUCAAUUAUGGACAAAAAAAUAUGCACCUAAAAAAUUUGCAGAUCUUAUUGGAGACGAUAGGAUACAUCGAGAAGUAUUAAGAUGGAUAAAACAUUGGGAUUUUUGUGUUUUUAGUAAAUAUUUACCACAAAACAAGAUAUUUGAAAAAGAGGAAGAAUCUAAUUACGAUUUUUUAAAAAGACCUAAGCAAAAAAUUUUAAUGUUGGCUGGAACACCUGGACUAGGUAAAACAACAUUAGCUCAUAUUGCUGCUCGUCAGGCAGGAUAUAAUGUUAUAGAAAUAAAUGCAAGUGAUGAUCGAACUGGAGCUGUCGUGAGGAAUCAAAUUUCUAAUGUUCUAGAUAUUCGGUCAAUUCAUUCGAGUUGUCCAACGCUUAUUAUAAUUGAUGAGAUUGACGGUGUUAGUAAUUCGACCAGUGAACAGGGAUUUAUAAAAUCACUUGUAGAUAUUCUUAUUGAGGAUGAUCAUGCAACAAAAGAAUUAGUUUAUAAAAAAUCUGAAACAUAUUCGAAAAGAAGCAAAACAAAAUCCAAGAAAAGGAUUCUUUUAAGGCCUAUAAUAUGUAUUUGUAAUGAUUUAUAUACAGCAGCUCUCAGACCAAUUAGACAAUAUUCUAAAAUAAUAUAUUUUAAACAAAUACCUACAUCCUCAUUGGUAUCGAGAAUGGAUACAAUUUGUAAAAUAGAAGGUUUAUCUGCUGAUAUGCAAGCAUUAACCACGCUUUGCGAGAUAUUUGAAAAUGAUUUUCGAAGUUGUAUAAAUUCUCUUCAGUUUUAUAAAACAUAUGGAAUUGACUUAACCUCGGGUUCUUUGGAUACAUUUAAAAAUAAAUUAAAAAAAGAUCCAUCAAAAAAUUUAAAUCUGGUAUUAGAUAAAAUAUUUUUUUCAAACAGUAAAAAUUAUAAAAAUGAAUAUAUUUCAGAUAACCGUGCUAUGUUUGUGGAUCUUUAUGAAACUAUACAAAAUUAUGGUGAUUAUGAAAAAUUAAUUAAUAAUUGUUUUAUGCGUUAUCUUUCUCAAGACUAUAAAGAUGACCAAUUAUCUAAACCUAUUUUGGCAGGAGAUUGGCUUUUCUUUUUCGAUAUUUUAAAUCGCUCCAUAUAUGAAAAACAGAACAUAGAACUAUUAUCAUAUCUAGCAUUUCCAUUAUUAAUAUUUCAUAUAUUGUUUAUUUCUGUUAAAAAGGAUUAUUAUCGAAAUUAUCAGCAAAAUACAAAACAAAUUUCUGAUUGGGAACUUUAUGAAUCAGAAAAAAUCAACAAAGAAAUUUGUGCUUCUUUAUAUUAUGGAAGUGCCCCUUAUUUACAACAAGUAUUAUGUAUAGACAUACUUUUAAUUGAUGUGGUGCCAUAUUUGAUUUAUAUUUUAUUACCAACAUUAAAUCCAGUUAAUUUGCGGUCAAUAAAAAAUACAGAAAAACAUAUUUUAAAUAGGGUUGUGAAUAGCAUGAUACAUUUUAAUAUCAAUUAUGUUCAAAUGAAAGCAAAUGAUGGGACUUUUUUUUAUAAAUUUGAGCCUUCAAUAGAAACCUUAGUAACUUUUAGUUUUUUGAAAAGACAUGAGCCUAUUUUUUUGAAAUAUUCUGUUUGUCAUAUUAUAAAUCUGGAAUUAGAAAAUGAAAAGCGCAGGAUUCAAAAAGAACGAUAUAAUAAGAAUUUAAAUGAAUUAUCAAAUAUCCCACCAGUAAAUAAAAGAAAAUUCGAUGAACCACUUGAUGCUGAAUCUGUAGUUAUUAAAGAUUUCUUUGGAAGGGCCAUAUCUAAAGAUAUAAAUAAUAAAAAUCCGAAAAAUUUUAAUCAUAGAAAUAAACAAAUAUUACUUAAACCAAAGGCAAAAGUUUGGGUUAAAUUUCAUGAGGGAUAUUCCAAUGCUGUUAAAAAAUCUAUUUCAAUAGAAGAUAUAUUAAAAUGA